AUGUUCGCUGCGACCGCCGCUUCUCUUUCCACUGCUCUUCCCGCCGCUCCGCUAGGCGCUCCUUGUGCUGAGGGGCAGACAAUGGGGUGGAGGAAGAGGAGAAUCAUUUAUGAUCCACUCGUGCCUGCUGAUCCACUCGUGCCUGCUGAUCCACUCGUGCCUGCUGAUCCACUCGUGCCUGCUGAUCCACUCGUGCCUGCUGCAUUUUCUCUGAUGUGCUUCCACCAGGAAUGGCUGCACUCCUUCCGCUCCCUCUUCCAGCAGCCCUGCAGUCACUACCGCGUUAGUUGUUCUCUAACCCAUGCCUAUCCACUGUCACCCUCCACCAUCCUUCCACUCAUUUCCGUCUGCCUCCCAUACCCCCUUCCCUCAGCCCCUGUGCUGCAAACACUGCUGCUCUCCCCUACUUUCUGCCUUGUUCUGUCUGUGCUGACGGGGGUUUUGUCUCAUCCACAUUUUCUCUCUUUUCCCCACCGCCUCCCCAACCUGCUCAUCCCAUGCGCGCACCACAGCGCGUGCCAUCGCAUCAUCGCGCUGCACCAUCCCUCCCGCCACCUGCUGCCGCCUGCCAUCCGCCCCUUGCCUGCCCUCGCCUCUGCUGCUCCCGCUGCGUCUGCCAGUGCUGACACUGCCUCUGGUGCUGCUGCCACUCAUGCCUCUUCCGCUCCUGACGCUCAUGCUGGCGCUGAUUCAGGAGCUGUUCAAAGGGGAGACUUGCUCGUGGAGAGAGCAGGCAUGGGGAGCGAGGAGCCAGUGGGAGUGGUUGCAUGGCACUUGGGAUGUGCGAUUCCUUGUGUGUAA
This is a messenger RNA of Closterium sp. Naga37s-1, 801 nucleotides long. The record is from the annotation of a GenBank genome assembly. NCBI's taxonomy places the organism in Eukaryota, Viridiplantae, Streptophyta, Zygnematophyceae, Desmidiales, Closteriaceae.